AUGGCUUUCAUCGCUCUGGCCUUGUUCACUCUGGCCGCAGCGCACAGCGGCACCUGCCCUGCCACCAAGAAGUGUGGAGAGGGAGCGGAGGCUGGGCUGCCGUGCUGCCAGGUGGACUCCACAAAGUUCGAGUGCUGCUCUUCUUCCGAGGCAUGUAUUCCCAAGGUUGGGUGCCGUUGCCUUGAUCUGGAGGCUGAGGCUCCCCUCUACGAGGGCUACGACUUCGCAGCUUUCUGCGAGGAGUUUUCUCGAGCCUAUGGCACCGAGGAGUUUGAGAGGCGACGGAGCAUCUUCCAGACCAACCUUAAGAAGAUCAAGGCCCACAAUACGGAGUUCCAAGCAGGCCUUCACACCUGGUACAUGGCGGUCAAUGACUUUGCCGACUGGUCCCAGGAGGAGUUCAAGGGGAUCCGGGCAACUCAGACCCCACCGCCGCUGCAGGCUGUCCACACAGUGCAGUUUGGCGCAGCGAAGGCCAAUCCCGAGACCAUGGACUGGCGAACCAAGGGGGUGGUCACGCCAGUCAAGAAUCAGGGCACCUGA
This is a messenger RNA of Effrenium voratum, 543 nucleotides long. The record is from the annotation of a GenBank genome assembly. Lineage: Eukaryota; Dinophyceae; Suessiales; Symbiodiniaceae.